GCCGAGCCGGUCACCGUCAGAUCGAGUUAACCGGCGAAGGAGAGAAGUACAGAGAAACCCGGUGGAUUUUAACGACCUGAGCGAACAUUUUGACGCGAAGUUACUUCAGUCCGUGCUGGAUUUUACAAGAAACAUGACUUUUGAGGAGCUAAACGCAGAUUGUUCUGUCGAAAGGAUGGAUUCUGUGUCCAAAGCUCUUGAGGAGGUCCUCAGCGCCGCCUUACUCCAAGGCUGCAUCACAGUCGGGGUGUAUGAAGCUGCAAAGUCACUAAAUGUGGACCCUGACAACGUCGUGCUUUGCAUCCUCGCCACUGACGACGAGGACGUCAAAGACGUCGCCCUCCAGAUUCACUUCACUUUGAUCCAGGCUUUCUGCUGUGAGAAUGACAUCGACAUCCUGCGGGUAAACAACACCAGGCGCUUGGCCGAAAUCCUCGGCGGGGGCAAGCAGGGAGGAGAGCAGAUGGACUUCCACUGCGUCCUGGUCACUAGCCCACGCACAUCUACAGCGAAGAACCAGGCGCUGUGGAAGGUGAACCACUUCUGCCACGAGAGCCGCUGCAUGGAUCAAUGGGUGCCUGUUAUUAACCUUCCAGAACGAUGAGGAAAGUCAAGACCUUCAAGAGAAAACUUGGGGAAAACCGCAAAAAAACAACCCAAGAAAAUGGAAAAUGUAUUGAAAAUGCACUAAAAAAGGCCCGUCCUCCUUGUAGGGCAGAUUCAGGAACUAGACGUCAGCGUGGAGGAGGGGCGUUCGUCUCUGGUGACCAGUCAACAUGACUCAGCAAGUUUUUGUUUUUGCUUUCGAGGCAGUCAGGAGACUGAAAUCACCUUUAGCUGGAGAAACACAGCAAACUCUGACCUAAAUCAAGAAUCGAAGGUGAGCACCAGAGGCACCGAAGGAUUUCUCCUGAGGAACUUUUUGUGUUUUGAACAAAACCAAAACGACCUGGCAUCCGAAGACAGAGGAUGUGGGCACCAAUACCGAACCGAACUUGUUUGAAAACUCAACGUUCGUUUUUUCAGGAAACUUCUUGGUUAUUCGUAGUGUUGCUUCUACAGUGUGUUAACAUUUUAUUAUUGUUAAUGAGAUGUGUUUAUGAAAAGGGAAGGGCAUCUGAACCACUGAAAUACAAAGGAACUACUUUCACAACUUUUUUCCUGUAACAGCUGUUUCGUUCUUACUUAAGUUAAUUGUUUAUUUUACAGUCCUUUUAAAUUAUUUCAUUAUAUUAAUUUAAGAUAAAAAUGUAUUUAUGUUAAAAGUUUUUAUACUAUGACCUGCGAAUGGUACAGAUGUAUUUUGUGAUGCAAUAAAGUAUAUUUUGAAAACAGAAA
This is a messenger RNA of Colossoma macropomum (tambaqui), 1338 nucleotides long. RefSeq names its product growth arrest and DNA-damage-inducible, alpha, a (gene gadd45aa). The record is from RefSeq and is a predicted model, not a curated record. Gene Ontology annotation, cellular component: cytoplasm; nucleus. Bases 134 to 604 code for a protein of 156 amino acids. Gene Ontology annotation, biological process: regulation of cell cycle. The transcript has 4 exons. NCBI's taxonomy places the organism in Eukaryota, Metazoa, Chordata, Actinopteri, Characiformes, Serrasalmidae.